GUUGCAUUGUGUCUCUUCAACCGUCAGUGUAAGGUACCUUACUAAAUGUAAUGCCUUACUAAAUGUAAUGAGGGGUACGGAGUAUAGAUCAGAUAAAACCUCUCUCCCCGUUGCAGAACCUUUUUCCCCCUUCUCCAAAUCUGCGCGCGCUCUCUCUCUCUCUGUGAUAUAAGUCCGUCUCAUCUGCCACUUCCCCUCAUUUUGAUACCUCAUCCUGCUACCCUCACCUCAUCACCUUUCAUUUCUCUCAAUUGAUACCCCCCUCCGAGUCUUCAUCAAAAUGGCCCCAGGUGCCCUCAUCGACGAACCAGUCCAGCCCUCUCAGGGUCCCUGGAAGGGCAAGAACGACGAUGCCCCCAGGAACAUCUUCCCCGACGGCAUCCGCACUUCUGGACAGCACAACCCCCUCUAUGACAACCUCAAGCCCUACGCCGAGUUCCCCAAGGAGAUCUCAGGCCCGACGGUCUGGCACAAGGAGGAAUUUGAGCAACAGCCUGACAAGUGGACGCAUCGUUUCACCCCCGAGGAGGUUGAGGAGCUCGGCCGCACCUCUGAUGCCUUUAUCGCCAGCAACACCCCUCUGACGGGUAUCUCCAAGUCCAACUUCCCCCUCCCAACACUAGGCAAACGCCUCACCGACCUCCGCAAAGACCUCAUCGACGGCAAAGGCUUCAUCCUCUUCAAGGGCUUCCCCGCCAACGAAUGGGGCCCGCACAAGACCGCCGUCGGCUACAUGGGCCUCGGCACCUACCUCGGCUACUUUGUCUCUCAAAACGGCCGCGGCCACGUCCUGGGCCACGUAAAGGACGUCGGCGACGACCCGACCCAGAUCGACAAGGUCCGCAUCUACCGCACCACCGCCCGCCAAUUCUUCCACGCCGACGACGGCGACCUCGUCGGCCUCCUCUGUGUCCAGCGCUCCGCCGAGGGCGGCGAGAGCGACCUCGUCAGCAUUCACGCCGUCUGGAACGAGCUCCAGCGCGAGCACCCGGACGUCGCCGAGACGCUGACCAAGCCCAUCUGGUACUUUGACCGCAAGGGCGAAGUCUCCGAGGGCCAGGAGGAGUGGACGAAGCAGCCCGUCUUCUACAUUGAGAACGGAGGGCAGCGCCGCGUGUACUGCAAAUGGGAUCCCUACUACGUCCGCUCGCUGACGCGGUUCUCGGAUAAGGGCGUCAUCCCCCCGCUGAGCGAGGAGCAGCUGCACGCGCUCAAGACGCUCGAGGAUACGUGCCAGAAGCUUGCGCUGCACAUGAUUCUCGAGGUCGGCGAUAUCCAGUUUUUGAGCAAUGCGCACCUGUUGCACGCGAGGACGGCGUAUACGGACCACCCCCACCCGGCGCCGCGCCGGCAUUUGCUCCGGUUGUGGCUUUCGACGCCCGAGAGCGAGGGCGGGUGGGUGCUGCCGUUCCCUGAUAGCAAGGAGUUGAAGAGGGGUGGUAUUCAGGUGAAUAACGUGCCUCCGCGCGCGCCACUAGACGCGGAAUAGUGGUCUGGAGAGGUUGGUUGGCAUUUUUGUGCGAUUGUAUUUGAAGCGUUUGUGAGGAGGAUGAGAUGAAAUAUCGGGUGCACCAUCUGCGAUGAGACAGAUGGGUUUCGAUUGCUUGAUGAGAAUUUGGCGGUAAGCCCGCAUCAAGAUUCUCAAGAUGAAUGAAAAAAGUAAAAUUCAAAGACAAGACACGAUCAUUGUAUCAUCAUUGAGUAAACCCUCUCACAUUCCCGCGAGUGAAGUGUGACCGCGCAUAGAUUCUCACGACUUUGGCGAGAUUAUGCCGAAUGAGAGAGAGGUGGUGAUGAGCAGUUCACCGGAAACGCCGUACCUAUGCCAGCGGGGAAGUGGUAUGAUUUGCUGUGAUGAGAGAUGAGAUUGUACGUGAAGAGUUG
Messenger RNA from Colletotrichum godetiae, 1884 nucleotides. Its product is annotated as TfdA family taurine catabolism dioxygenase TauD. The record is from RefSeq and is a predicted model, not a curated record. Gene Ontology annotation, molecular function: oxidoreductase activity. The transcript has 2 exons. Lineage: Eukaryota; Fungi; Ascomycota; Sordariomycetes; Glomerellales; Glomerellaceae. The coding region runs from base 281 to 1489 and encodes 402 amino acids.